AUGUUUCCCACGCUCGCACUCCGAAACUUCGCCUGCCGCAUCACGCUGUUCACGCGGUCAAACUGCAAACUGUGCUCAGAUGCCAAAGAGGUCUUGUCCAAUGUCUGGGACAAGCGACCUUUCGAGUAUGACGAGAUCAACGUGAUGGAACAUUCUGAUCAAAAAUGGAAGAAUAUGUACGAGUUUGAUACGCCAGUGGUUCACGUAGACAAAGCGAAAGAGGGCAACCAGUUCAGCACUACAGGCGAGGCAAGAAAACUCAUGCACAGAUUCAAGGAGCAUGAGGUGGAGAAGUUGAUGGAUGAAGCCAUGUUGGAUGAGCCUUCUUUAUCUUCCUCCGCCUAA
Messenger RNA from Aureobasidium vineae, 345 nucleotides. Lineage: Eukaryota; Fungi; Ascomycota; Dothideomycetes; Dothideales; Saccotheciaceae. The record is from the annotation of a GenBank genome assembly.